AUGGCGCCCUCUCCUCCACGUCGGGACACCACGCCCCCAUCGUCCUCUCCUCCACGUUGGGACGCCACGCCCCCAUCAUCCCCUCCUCCACGUCGGGACACCACGCCCCCAUCGUCCCCUCCUCCACGUCAGGACGCCACUCCCCCAGCGUCCUCUCCUCCACGUCAGUACGCCACUCCCCCAUCGUCCCCUCCUCCACGUCAGGACGCCACGCCCCCAUCGUCCUCUCCUCCACGUCGGGACGCCACGGCCCCAUCGUCCUCUCCUCCACGUUGGGACGCCACGCCCCCAUCGUCCCCUCCUCCACGUCGGGACACCACGCCCCCAUCGUCCCCUCCUCCACGUCAGGACACCACGCCCCCAUCGUCCCCUCCUCCACGUCGGGACACCACGCCCCCAUCGUCCCCUCCUCCACGUCAGGACACCACGCCCCCAUCGUCCCCUCCUCCACGUCAGGACGCCACUCCCCCAGCGUCCUCUCCUCCACGUCAGUACGCCACUCCCCCAUCGUCCCCUCCUCCACGUCAGGAUGCCACGCCCCCAUCGUCCCCUCUUCCACGUCAGGUUGCCACGCCCCCAUCGUCCCCUCUUCCACGUCAGGUUGCCACGCCCCCAUUGUCCCCUCUUCCACGUCAGGAUGCCACGCCCCCAUCAUCCCCUCCUCCACGUCAGGAUACCACGCCCCCAUCGUCCUCUCCUCCACGUCGGGACGCCACGCCCCCAUCGUCCUCUCCUCCACGUCGGGACGCCACGCCUCCGGUGUCACCUCCUCCACGUCGGGCCGGGCUCCCUGGCCAGGCCCACCAUCCUGGCCGCCCCCCAGAGGGGCCCAUCUUUAGACUCAGCUGGGCCCCUCCUCCUUUGGCCCACUCACCCUCCUGUGUGGUACUGUCACGAUGCAGGAGUUAG
Messenger RNA from Doryrhamphus excisus (bluestripe pipefish), 909 nucleotides. The record is from RefSeq and is a predicted model, not a curated record. Lineage: Eukaryota; Metazoa; Chordata; Actinopteri; Syngnathiformes; Syngnathidae.